Molecule: messenger RNA, 4765 nt
Organism: Myotis davidii
Lineage: Eukaryota; Metazoa; Chordata; Mammalia; Chiroptera; Vespertilionidae
Gene: RIC8B
Product: RIC8 guanine nucleotide exchange factor B
Exons: 10
Coding region: 1-1665 (554 amino acids)
Biological process (GO): G protein-coupled receptor signaling pathway
Cellular component (GO): cytoplasm; plasma membrane
Molecular function (GO): guanyl-nucleotide exchange factor activity; G-protein alpha-subunit binding
Source: RefSeq, a predicted model, not a curated record
AUGUCGUAUGACGAUGACAUUCCAAUUACAGUCUGUGCGCUGACGGGCCCGGGCCGGCAGAGCUGGCAUAGGGCUACUUUCAAAUUUGAACCAACAGAUGAAGAUAAAAGAAAGAAACUCUGCGAAGGGAUAUUUAAAGUCCUUGUAAAGGACGUCCCAACAACAUGUCAAGUGUCCUGCCUGGAAGUUCUCCGCAUUCUCUCCAGAGACAAAAAGAUUUUAGUUCCUGUAACAACCAAGGAAAAUAUGCAGAUACUGCUGCGACUAGCGAAGCUGAAUGAGUUGGAUGAUUCUUUGGAGAAGGUGUCAGAGUUCCCAGUUAUUGUGGAGUCAUUAAAAUGUCUGUGUAACAUCGUGUUCAAUAGUCAGAUGGCACAGCAGCUCAGCCUGGAACUUAACCUUGCUGCAAAGCUCUGUAACCUCCUGAGAAAGUGCAAGGACCGAAAGUUUAUCAAUGACAUUAAGUGCUUUGACUUGCGUUUGCUCUUCGUCCUGUCACUUUUGCACACUGACAUCAGGUCACAAUUGCGCUAUGAGCUCCAGGGACUACCGCUGCUAACCCAGAUCUUGGAAAGUGCCUUUAGCAUCAAGUGGACCGAUGAGUAUGAAUCGGCCAUAGACCAUAAUGGACCUCCUCUCUCACCUCAGGAGACAGACUGUGCCAUUGAGGCCCUCAAAGCUCUCUUCAAUGUGACGGUAGACAGUUGGAAGGUGCAUAAAGAGAGUGAUUCUCAUCAGUUCCGUGUCAUGGCAGCUGUCCUUCGCCAUUGUUUACUAAUUGUAGGUCCAACUGAAGACAAAACAGAAGAGCUGCACAGCAAUGCAGUCAACCUUUUAAGCAAUGUUCCGGUCUCUUGUUUGGACGUUCUCAUUUGUCCAUUAACACAUGAAGAAACAACCCACGAGGCAACGACUCUAGAUGAACUGCCCAGUGAUAAAACAGCUGAGAAAGAAACAGUUUUGAAAAACAAUACCAUGGUAUACAAUGGUAUGAAUAUGGAGGCCAUUCAUGUUUUACUCAAUUUUAUGGAGAAGAGAAUAGACAAGGGAAGCAGCUAUAGAGAGGGCCUAACUCCAGUUCUCAGCUUAUUAACAGAAUGCUCCCGAGCCCAUCGAAACAUCAGAAAAUAUCUCAAAGAUCAGGUUUUACCACCACUGAGGGAUGUGACCAAUCGACCUGAAGUUGGCUCAACUGUGAGAAACAAGCUGGUGCGCCUCAUGACACAUGUUGACCUUGGAGUCAAACAAAUUGCUGCUGAAUUCCUUUUCGUCCUUUGCAAGGAGAGAGUGGAUAGCCUGCUGAAAUACACUGGCUAUGGGAAUGCUGCAGGACUGUUGGCGGCCAGGGGCCUCUUGACUGGAGGAAGAGGAGAUAAUUGGUACUCAGAGGACGAGGACACAGACACUGAAGAAUACAAAAAUGCAAAACCAAACAUUAAUCUUAUCACUGGUCAUUUAGAGGAACCAAUGCCAAACCUUAUAGAUGAAAUGACAGAAGAACAAAAAGAAUAUGAAGCCAUGAAACUUGUCAACAUGCUUGAUAAACUUUCCAGAGAGGAGUUGCUUAAACCAAUGGGACUAAAACCUGAUGGGACAAUAACGCCUUUGGAGGAAGCACUCAGCCAGUACUCUGUCAUCGAAGAGACCAGCUCCGACACAGACUAAAGCCAUCACCUGCUCAAUUCAGUCUUGCUUUUAUCAGCAUCUUUUCUCUGUAGCUCCAGGGGAAUCUUUUUUCUCAAACAUUUAUGCCCUUGCUUUGGCUAGAAACACAUUAACUGGUUUACUCAUUGAGAAUCCAGCAUAUUUAAGAGGUGAUCCUGUGUUUUUGCGAUCCUGAGGCAUUCAUGCAGAGCUGCAGUUAGAUGGAGUUGCGGGGGCUAGCAGCAGAAUAACGCCAUUUCAUCGGAAUGGAACCGAAGGACUUCACUGUAACACAGCCCUGGUGGAAUCUGGCAGGUCAUUUGCCAAGAUUCUUAGCAGAAGAUUUAGCCACAUCCUUCCUCUCACUUGUGCGAGCUGCCCCUCCUGAAUCUCUCCAGCAGACGGAGGCAUGCGGGAAGCAGAAAGAGCUGCUAAAUAAGGGCUGAGGCAAGUGACUUGUUACAUCAGGACUGACGACAUGGAAGCCAAGCAGCUGCUCCAUAAACCUCGCCCCACUUUUCAUUUCAGUUUUGUAUAAAUAUAUAGAAAUGCACACACACACACACACACACACACACAGCCCCGGACUUGCAAACUGACUGCACUGAAAGUUUGUAUGUCACUUACUUAGAACUUCAGAAUACAUUUCUCCCUAUAAAAUGACGGUUUAGUUCGGAGGCAGCUACAAUGCCUAUUUAUUCCCUCACAUACCUGAACACUAUACCAGAGAACUGAGCCCCCAUCUGUAUUGCUGCAUGGGGAGCAUGCAUUCUGAGGUCUAAUGCGGGUGCCAAGAACACGUGUCCCAGCAGAGGGAAUAGGGACUCCUGAGUCCUGGGAGUUCUUCGUGGCCUCUGCUGGGGCAGGGGGUCAACAGCACCCUUUUGUACAUAUAGGUCAUUCAUAUGUCACAUGUUUUAAAUGGGGGCGGUGUGUGUGCUGAUGUGUGUGUUCUACCUUUCUACCAUAUGAUCAGUUCAACGGUAACCUUAUUUAUUUAAAAAAAAAAGAAACACAAAUAGUUAUUGUUAAACUGAUCAAGGCUGUCUAUUUUUACUUUAAAAAUUGGUCAUAUGAAGUAGUAGAAAAUGAAUCGGUGAGCCUGGUUAAUCAGUGGCUAAAGUUGAAAAGGGGUUGGUUUCCCUUUAUAUAUGUAUGUAUGUUUGUAUACAUACAUAUAUACACACAUAGAUAAUGUGCUUAACCACUGCCUUUUAAAACUUUAAAUUAAAUAAAACAUUGGGGUUGAUUCAAUUUAGCCAUCGGUGUGUGUUUCUUUACAGGACAUGGGUAAACUAUUUCCCAGUUCAUGCUUUUUUAAAGUACUUGUACAUCUCACUUAAAAUAGCCUCCUUAAGGAUAGGCACAUGGGGUGUAAGUAAAAAUGUCAGUUAUCCAGAAAUCACUUCUCUGGCAAAACAAAACAGGAACUGAGCUUUGAAAUGCCUGUGAGCCUCCACGAGAGAUGUCAAAAACUUCCUGCAGUUUGGCUCAUUGGAGAGAGCCUCAAGAAUCUCUACUAAAAUUUGCAUACAUUUCUAAAAUGUUUAGUUAUCUGGCUUUUAGGCCCACAGAAAAGUCCCACAGGAGGAGUUGGGAGGAAGGGGGCGGAGUGAGAAAGCUCCUUGAGUUGUCACAAAUCUGGGAGAGUCUGUUUCCCGAAUGACACGUAUCACAAUCUGGCCCAUAGACUGAUUCUCAAGGAUGACUCUGUUUCUUAAAAAAAAAAAAUUCAGAACACUCCAUAAAAAAACUAGGGGGAAUACAAUACAUUUUAGGAUUGUCAUCUAAAACAGUUGGGAGAAGUUCUUGGUGACUAGUUUUAACAACAGUUAAAUGAAACUUGGCAAUUCAUAAUUUUAGAUUAAGUGAAAAAAAGCUUAGAAAAGAAUUUAAGUAUUUUUGUUAACUUCAUUCUACAAAUGCAUUUUGAAAUAUUUUUAUAAUUUCUACAAUCUGAUAGCUGUGGCAUGCGUGCGGGCCUCCCUGAAUGAAGACGUGCAGCGGGGCAGUGUCCGCCGCCUUGCCAGGGUCGGGGUUGAGCAGCCUGACCUGAGUUGCAUUGCCUUCCAGUUCCCCUGCACUGGGCACUAAGUCUUGGUUGUGAAAAAAGAACUUGCAGGGGGAGAGGUUGACAGUGACCACAUCCUGCACGUGGACAGAGAACUGACACCUGUUGUGUGUGGGUUUCCUAUGUAUGUUUCAUCAUGUAACCUCAUCACAUCCAUCUCAUACUCGACAUCAUCUCCAAAGAGCCUGUCACCCAGCUUCCCCGGCCCGACCCCCAAACCUGCUCCUUCCCCUUCAACACACUGCCCACCGGGGUCCACGCUGUGCCUCCUAUGACUCUGGAAUGCUGGGAGAGUGGUAAUUCUCAGGCCAUUUUAAGCAAUAACUAUUUCAGCAGAACCAGAGUCAAGAACUUUCUAUGUGAAGAGGUGACUUGGUGGAAGUGAGUGGGAAAUUUGUUCGAUGCAUCGCCAGCAGGGACCUGGAGUCCUCAGGCCGGAGCAGGGCUGCAGGCUUUCAGACCCCUGCCCGCAUGCUGGCCUGUGGUGGGGGUGGCAGAACACACAACACAUGGCCCACGGCCGCAUCCCUCCUCACCUUUGACACCAUAUGGAGGAAUGUGUCCUAAAAUAAGGCACUUGAGCUGCUGCUUUGGAGUAACAAUCAACAGACACUUGAGACCCUUUUACAUGCCCAGUGGUCCCGGGAGGCGAGCAGGACAGAUGUUAUCCCUUUAUAAACAAGGAUGCUAGCUGACAAGUACAAGUACUAAGUAUCUCCUGAAUACCACGUCAGUCUUGCCACCUCCCAGCACUGGGUGUCACCUGUAUCGACUUCCUCCCUGCCCCCAUUGUAAAAAGUAAUAUAUGUUCAUUGUGCAAAGUUUGAAAAAUGCCGGAAAUAAUUUAAAAAAUAAUUCACCCCAAAUCCCACCACCCUGAGAUAAAUAUCACUGUUAAUGUUCUAGUGUAUUUCUGUCCUGUGUUUUUUCUAUGCAUAUAUAAUUUAUUUUACUACGAGAUUGGGAUCACGCUGUAUUUACAGAUUUGUAUCCUGCUUCCUUAACAUUGUGAGCAUUUUCCCAUGUCAAUAAAUAUUCUUCAAAAAUUAA